Geodia barretti is the source of this 1014-nucleotide messenger RNA. The record is from the annotation of a GenBank genome assembly. NCBI's taxonomy places the organism in Eukaryota, Metazoa, Porifera, Demospongiae, Tetractinellida, Geodiidae.
AUGAUUGCGAAAUACGAAGAAUACAGGCAGGCAGUGGAAGCCGAGUUGCGCGACGUGUUCGCCGGACGCGAGGGGUUCCUUUAUAAACUGUUGCGCUAUCACCUGGGUUGGGUCGACGAGCAGGGGAGGCCGGACGACGGGAAUACGCCGCUGCACUUCCAAGGGGCUGUGGCCUUGGUCGCCUGCGAGGCCAUCGGCGGUGAUUACGCGGCUGCCCUGCCAGCGGCGGCGGGCGUUGAGCUGGUGCAUCACUUCACCCUGGUCCACGGUGAGGUGCAGGCGGGAAGGGCCGAGAGCAUAGACCGUCCGGGGAUCUGGUGGGUGUGGGGGCCCGCGCAGGCGAUCAACGCCGGCGACGGGCUGCACGCGCUGGGCCGCACGGCAAUGAUGCGCCUGGGCAAGCGGGGUACGCCGCCGGACCGAGUGCUGAUGGCGGUCAGGUCGCUGGACCAAGCCUGCCUCCGGCUCUGCGAGGGGCAGUAUAUGGACCUGGAAUUCCAGGACCAGCUCAUGGUGACGUCGGGCGCCUACAUGGACAUGGUUGACCGGAAGUCCGGGGCGCUGGCCGGUUCCUCCGCUGAAACAGGGGCGCUGGUCGCGGGUGCGGACGAUGCCCGAUGCAGCGCCAUGCUUAAACUGGGGGUCAAGCUGGGAGCGGCGUGGCAGAUCGCGCGAGAUACCGCUGAAUUCUGGGGCGAACGGGGCGACGCGAUCACCGCCAGCAACAUCAUCUCCAAGAAAAAGAGCCUGCCAGUCAUUCACGCCCUGGAGCAUGGGAGCGUGUCCGCCAAGCGGGAGAUGGGCGGCAUCUACAUGAAGAGGGUUCUGGAACAGGAAGAUGUUUCGCGACUGGUGUCGAUUCUCGAGGAGACGGGUGCCCGGGCCGCGGCCGAAGAGAGGGCAGGACAGCUUGUUGAGGAAGGGUUGACCGAAGCGGCAUCCGCAGGAGUUCCCCAGGGCGGAAUGGAGCAGCUCCGCGAGCUUGCCCAGUGGGCGUUGGCGGGCGGCCGCUGA